AUGGAAAUUCCACCUUUCCGUAUUGAUGAUUCCACGGAGAUAUUUUUGAGAAACGUCAUUGCUUUCGAGCUAAGUUGCCCCGAAAUUCCUAGUUACUUCACAUCAUUUGCGUUCCUCAUGGAUCUCCUCAUCAACACCGCAGAAGAUGUUAAAUUGUUUGAGGAAGCAGGAAUCAUAAGAAAUUAUUUAGAUUCCAGAGAAGAAGUUACCCAACUCUUCAAUGGUAUUUGCAAGAAUGCCAUUUCAGUUGACUUCUUCCAUUACAGUAGCCAGUACCACGAGGCGAUGGAUUUCUGCACGCCUUGGCGAGUUUCUACUGGAAGGCUCAAACAUCAUUAUUUUGGUAGUCCAUGGGCGGGCAUGUCAGUCAUUGCCGGCCUCUUCCUUUUCGUCCUCACGUUUUUAUCCACCAUAUACACCAUGCUUUCUUAUUUUGUUGGUGAUACAGGGUCAGGCUUGCCCUAA
This is a messenger RNA of Cornus florida, 465 nucleotides long. RefSeq names its product putative UPF0481 protein At3g02645. NCBI's taxonomy places the organism in Eukaryota, Viridiplantae, Streptophyta, Magnoliopsida, Cornales, Cornaceae. The transcript has a single exon. The record is from RefSeq and is a predicted model, not a curated record. The coding region runs from base 1 to 465 and encodes 154 amino acids.